AGAAAAAUAAUUGGGGGACAAAUAUGUGUCUUAUAUUUGGUUGUGUGUUUAAAUAUUUUGUCAAAUUAUGAUGUUCCGGUGUUGCAGAUUUUGGAUCUCGUUGGUUGAAGCUUGGUGAUCCUUUGUGGCAUGGAUCAAUUCGGAGUUAUGCGGUUGCCAUUGUGGAUGUAUUUUGGCUUCUUCGGUACUGGCCGUCUUCAUUAGUUUGGCGCUUCAGUUAUAUAUGGAAUAUGGUGUUCAGAUCUAUUGCUACGUGCUCUCCUUCUCCGGGAUUUGUCUGGGAAACUCACCAGCUCCUUGUAUUCCACCAGCAAUUCUCAUAUGGAAGGAAUUGUAGUUUUUUGAGACAGAUUGCAGAUUUGCAGUGCAUGAAGGUGAAGAUAACAUUCCACAUAAUACGUGAUUACCGGACCAAAGAGACUGAUCAAUAAACCGGACCGUGAUUUGCUUCCUUUUUUUAUAGUGUCAACAAAACACACAUAUAUAUGCAUUAUCAGGAAACAGAGAUUAUGAGGUGCCAGCACGGCGGACAAAUCAAUCAAAAUCUAGGGCUCCUACUACAAUGACGGCUCCUGAAUCAAUCGCCUUAGCGAUCAAGCAAAUCGACGAGAAGAAGCAAAAGCUGAAGAAAGCCUUCGAUGACCUUCAAGCUCACCGAUCCCUCCUCUCCCCAUCUUUCAACCUCUCCUGGUCCGACAUCGACUCUCACUUCUCCUCUCUCUCUGACCGCUUCCGCCUCCUCCAAUCCGACAAAACCGAACCACCCCCGGCGGUUACGACGGAGACACCGCUCCUCUGGCCGGAACUGAGAACGUUCUGCGAGAACAUGGACGGCAAAGGCUUGGGGACGUUCAUGGUUGAUAACUCGAAUAAGCGUCUGUCGAUCAAACCGGAGCUUGCGCAAGCGAUUCGAUCCUCAUCGAGUCCAGCAGCUUUGGUUCUUGACGCGAUCGAAGGCUCUUACCAUUGUUCCCCGUCGUCUUCCGCCGAUGCGAGGAGAAUCUUCGUUUUGCUGUUGGAAGCUUUGAUUGAGGUCAAACCGAAUCUCACUUUCGAGUUGAGGGAGAGAGCGAGGACGCUCGCUUCCGAUUGGAGGCUGAAUAUAGGUAACAAACCUUCAGAGGCGUUAGGGUUUCUUCACUUGGUCGUAGUCUUUGAGUUAGUAUCUGUGUUUAAGAUGGAAGAGAUUCUUGAUUACGUUUUCUUGAUCUCUAACUGUAAACAAGCGACGACGUUAUCCAAGAAGCUUGGUUUGGAUUACACCAUAGUCGCUGGUAUUGUUCAUAAGCUGUUGCACACUGGCAGGUUACUUGCCGCCAUUAGUUUUAUUUAUGAGUUUGAGAUGACUGAUAGGUUCCGACCAGUUAAUGUUUUGAAAACUAGUUUGUACAACUCUAGAGAAGCUGCUAAGAGGGUCUGCGCCCAAGCGGGUAACUCUCUCAAGGCCCAGAACGAAGCUACUGAUAAAGAGCUUAGUGCGUUGAGAUUGGUGAUCAAAGUGAUCAAGGAGAGGAACCUCGAAAUUGAGUUUUUUGAAGAGGAUCUUGAGGAAUCCGUUCAAGAGUUGGAGAAUCUGAGAGCUCGGACGACGCAAGCCGCUAAGCUCGCUUCCCCUGCCAAUCCCCCAAAACGACCUCGAGCUGCUAUGGGUAACAAUUUGACAGCCCCGACACAGAGUCAGCAACCUCCGCUUUUGCCUGAUCCUAGGCACGGUUUACAAGUGAACCCGUUUGGUUUUGUGAACUCAACAGUGCCUCGUGUUAAUGUCCCAUACGGCAACCAAUUGGCUCCAUAUGGAUCGGUUCCAGCUCCAGCUAUAGCGGCUCGACCUGUCUACUAUGAGCAGCAGACUGGAUAUGGGUUACGACCUCAAUACCAACCACCUUACUAUCCUCAGUAGCAUCUCCAUUGUUGGCUAGGGAAUGCAAGGGAUAUUGAAUUAUAAGAAGUUUUUGGUGUAAGGAGCUAGCUAGGCUCUAUGUGUGUAUGAUGUUCUGUAUUGACACAAAAGUAAAUUUUCUCAAAGGACCACAUAUAAGAUACUUGAUUAUGAUUGCUGUUUUUGCGAUGGUAUAAAAGAAAAUAAUUAAUCUUGUGUA
Messenger RNA from Brassica napus (rape), 2099 nucleotides. RefSeq names its product FRIGIDA-like protein 2. Lineage: Eukaryota; Viridiplantae; Streptophyta; Magnoliopsida; Brassicales; Brassicaceae. The transcript has 2 exons. The record is from RefSeq and is a predicted model, not a curated record. Bases 563 to 1900 code for a protein of 445 amino acids.